Messenger RNA from Corylus avellana, 1176 nucleotides. It is a transcript of the gene NF-YB13, whose product is annotated as nuclear factor Y, subunit B13. The record is from RefSeq and is a predicted model, not a curated record. NCBI's taxonomy places the organism in Eukaryota, Viridiplantae, Streptophyta, Magnoliopsida, Fagales, Betulaceae. Gene Ontology annotation, molecular function: protein heterodimerization activity.
ACAAAUAACCAUAAAAGCGACAAAGGUACAACCUCGUACGCUAAGCAGGGGCGCGUGCGAAUCACCCUCCAACUAUCUGCUCCUUCAAUCGCGGCCCCCACGUGGCACGUCGGUUCCUCGAACGAACGCGCCCGAGUCACGCGUGGAGAAUCUGGGAUUGAACACGCUUUCGCGAGGGAAGGUUUGCCCUAAUCGUCUGCGAGCGAGAACUUGCCCUCUUAUCCUGAGAACCUCCCGCAAUUGCCCUUCUCCGAUAAAUCCAUAUAUCAACCAUGCCCCUACUGCUCCUCCUCCUGAUUUUCCUCCAACUCGGGUCUUCAAUCGGUUGACUCGUCCCUGCACGCCCGCAGAUCCACGAUCGCCUCCCUGAUUCGACUCAGUAACUCGGUUUGAAGGUUAAGGAUGGAGCCGAUGGACAUCGUUGGGAAGUCCAAGGAAGACGCUUCGCUUCCAAAAGCAACUAUGACCAAAAUCAUCAAGGAGAUGUUGCCCCCAGAUGUACGUGUUGCAAGAGAUGCUCAAGAUCUUUUAAUUGAGUGUUGUGUAGAAUUUAUAAACCUUGUCUCAUCAGAGUCUAAUGACGUUUGUAGCAGAGAGGAGAAAAGAACAAUUGCGCCUGAGCAUGUACUUAAGGCUUUAGAGGUUCUGGGGUUUGGUGAGUACAUUGAGGAUGUCUAUGCAGCUUACGAACAACACAAGCUUGAGACCAUGGACUCUCUAAAAGGUGGCAAGUGGAGCAAUGGAGCUGAGAUGACCGAGGAAGAAGCAUUAGCUGAGCAACAGAGAAUGUUUGCAGAGGCUCGCGCGAGAAUGAACGGCGGGGUGGCUCCACCGAAGCAACCUGAUCCUGACCAAACUAUAGAGAGCUAACUACUGUAGGACCUUUUAUUUUGUAGGCAUAGGCAAGCGUCCUUGACUCUCUUCCUUCCUUCCAUCCAUCCAUCCAUCAGGGCUUCUUCUAAUAUUCUCUUAUGUUAUUUGUACAAAAAGCAUUGACAAGUUUGCUGGCCUAUGUGGAUAUGCGUACUUCAAUUUGUAUUCUAUCUAUGGGACCCCAUGUCUAUAAGUUGAUGUAAUUAGUGGUAACAGACACUGUUUGUCCAAUUCAUUCCCCUCUCUUCGGAACUAUUAUGUAAUUAUUUUGCUUUUAUGUAAAUCCUUGGAAGGGGUUGCUUA